AUGUCUUUGUUUCUCAUAAGCCGUAGUCUCCGCAGAAGAUCCUCCACCUCUGUUUAUCUUCCUCUUCUUCUCUCUAAGGGCUUCUCAACUACUAAAUCCUUGCGGCAAAAGCAAACCCCUCCUUGUUCCAUCUUGGGCGCAAGUGAUACUAAUGAUGACGAUGUAUGGAGACUCCAAGUUGCCUAUUCUAAUAAACUGAAGAUUAUUCCACUGGAAAAGAAGAUACCUUUGGAGCUGGUGUAUAAAGAACAUGAUGAUGGAAAAACCGAAACGAUAGGGGCAUCCCAUGGGUGGAUAGCUACUGUGAAGGAGGAUGGAAUCCUGCGUCUGCAAGACGAUUUUAACCCUGUGGCAUCGGAUGCAAAUCCGAAACGUAUCCCUCUGCCUCCUCUUGUGACUCUUGCUCAUUGCCAAACCAAGAUCAUCACCAACGUGUCAAUGUCAUCAUCUUGUCCAGAGGAUGAUGAGGACUGUGUCGUGGCUGUCAAGUUCUUAGGGCCUCAGCUCAGCUUUUGCAAACCAGCUAGUAAACGCAGGGAGUGGACCAACGUUAAGAUCCAACACCCUUGCUUCUUCUCCUCCCGUGUCGUGUAUUCCGAGAAAGACAACAUGUUUCGCAUUCCCGGAUCUCGCGGCAAACUCAUCGGGUCAUGGGACCCUUGCAAUCCCAGCGAUGACCCCAAGCUGCACAAAGUAGAGAGGUACACAAAUUUUCCUAGGAUUCCCAUCACCACACCGGUGAGACCUCCUCCUAAGGAUGUUGAUGUUGAUCCGGGCAUCACGAUCCUGCACUUGGUUGAGUCAAGACCCACCGGUGAGACUUUCUUGGUUACGCAGCACAAGAUUAGAGCCAAGAACAAGCAAGGUGUUGCCAUUCUGAAAACAUCUAUUUUACUGGUGUGCAAGCUAGACGAUCAAGGAAACGCUGUCUACGUUCGAGACAUGGGAGAUCUCGUCAUCUUCCUCUCAAGGUCUGAACCUUUCUGUGUCCCUGCUUCUUCCUUUCCUGGCAUGCGCCCUAACGAGCUUCACCUCUAUGAUGAUGAUGAUAUGAUAUUUGUCGAUGUCGAUGACCUCCCCUUCAACUACAUCUUUACUAUCAGUGGUCCACAUCUUGUCCCUUAUCAGAUUCCACCUCAAGAUAUCAAAUAA
This is a messenger RNA of Eruca vesicaria subsp. sativa (arugula), 1152 nucleotides long. The record is from the annotation of a GenBank genome assembly. NCBI's taxonomy places the organism in Eukaryota, Viridiplantae, Streptophyta, Magnoliopsida, Brassicales, Brassicaceae.